Sphaerulina musiva SO2202 is the source of this 1694-nucleotide messenger RNA. RefSeq lists its product as uncharacterized. The transcript has a single exon. The coding region runs from base 1 to 1617 and encodes 538 amino acids. The record is from RefSeq and is a predicted model, not a curated record. Lineage: Eukaryota; Fungi; Ascomycota; Dothideomycetes; Mycosphaerellales; Mycosphaerellaceae.
AUGACCACCGCCAACGGCGCGGCACCAGACCACGAGGCAUCGCCGGCGAGCCCCACUCACUCUGCUUCAUCGUCCGUCUCGCCACGAGCGAGUCUUCACGGCCACGGUCGGACGUGGUCAAGACUGUCGAACCAAUCGCGACAUCAGCCCCGGUCGAACCGAUUCUCGUUACAAUUCCCUAUUCAGCCCUCGGGCUCCAAUACCCCAGUGCAAGCCGCGUCACCAACACUGGAGCCUGCAGCAAGUAGUCCAGAUGUGCAGGCCGCUCUUGAUGGUGGCGCUGUCUCGGACAGUACCUCUUUCUUAACUCUGAUAGCCUCACAGGAGCGAAAAGUGCUGGAAUUAAAGGAGGAGGUGCUCAGGGCCGAGGCAGAUCUCGACAAGCUGAAGAAACAAUGGGCACUACACGAAGCAAAGAGGAAGCGAGAAGAUGUGAAGCGUUCGACUAAGCUGCAGACACUCCAGACCUCGCUGCCCGCUGCAGAUUCGGAAGACGAUACGAACGGAUCAAAUGCGUGGAUGCAGCAGGAGAUGGCAAGGAGGAAGGCCCUUCUCUCCAGGAGCAACACAACAGGCGGGCGCACAGUGAUCCCAGGCCAGCGGCAUACCCGCGCCUUGUCCCUGCUCACGCCGGCGAGAGAUAAUGUUCGUGAGCUGCCAACUCUGACAGCACAGCGACUACCACCACCACGGCGAGAUAGCCUGAGAGGUCCUAUGCUUCAAAGUACUGAAGCUGUUGUUCCGGCUGCUCGACCGCCACUCGUCCCAAAGGGACAUGAAUAUGGUGAUUCAGCGCGUAGUGUGGACAAAAAAGCAGAUCCGAACCUUGAUUCGACGCAAAGGGCGAGCAUUGAUCAAGAUGCAUUGCUGCGGACUAGUAAGAAAAUGGCGUCUGAAUUCAAAGACGGGCUCUGGACGUUCUGGGAAGACUUGAAGCAGGCAACUGUGGGAGAAGACCACCACUCUGUUCCGCCGCCUCGAAAGAAGAGCUCCACUCAGACGCUUGACGCAUUGAGGAAGCAGGGGAGCAAGAACAGCCUGCGCCCUAGCUCUCGAGGCUCGUCUACCGUCAGCAAAGCAUCUGUAGAGACCAAGCGACAAGUACCAGCCCGCAAGCAAUCCGCACCCUCAGCUAUACCAGAUCUUGCCGACCCUUCCUUCUGGUCAAACAAUGGAGUCUUGCCACCAACACAGGGCACUCAACCGCAAGUUAAGAAGGCGACCGCCUCUAAACACACUCGUCAGCCUUCUGUGAAGAGGCUAUCAGCUGUAUCGAAUGAUGCCUGGGACACAUGGGAUGAUAGCCCUGAACAGUCUCGCUCAUCCUCCAGUGUGACGUCCGACACUAACACUCUGCCCUCUUCCACUGUGUCAGUCAGUCCCCGAUCAUCGGGUUUGAACGCAUUUGAGCCACUUGAGCCAACAAAACGGGACUCGAUCCCGUGGCCGGCUCUCAAGAAAUCGGCAGGCUCGUUGAGGAGAACAGCAAGCCAUCUCAUGUCAGAAUGGGAGAAGUCACUCACCCCCAGCCCAGGAGAGGAAUUUACUGGACAGGAAGAUUACAUGGGUGCUGGUGCUGAAGCCGCGGCGUUUGGAGCAAAGAAGAGGAUAGCCUGAUCAAUGAUGGUGUAGUGGUGAUCUCCGGGACACGGGCAUGUAGAUAUAUGAUGAAUUUAGACGAACCUGCGAAUUAC